Messenger RNA from Penicillium malachiteum, 291 nucleotides. RefSeq lists its product as uncharacterized. Lineage: Eukaryota; Fungi; Ascomycota; Eurotiomycetes; Eurotiales; Aspergillaceae. Bases 1 to 291 code for a protein of 96 amino acids. The transcript is spliced from 3 exons. The record is from RefSeq and is a predicted model, not a curated record.
AUGACUCUAAUAAAUACCUUUACUAUAAGGAUGCUGACUUGGAUUGAAAGGCCUAAAAAUUGGUUUAGAGAGUACCCAAUCCUUAGACUUAAUUUUAUCUUCUGGGUAAUCGUAUAUAGGGUCGCCAAUAGUGCCUUUAAAGGGCUUAACACGGUGGCAGAUGUUCUUAUAGUUAAGGAUAAAAAGGAGCUUCCAUUCUUUAGAAUAGUGACUCCAGAAGGGCCUUAUCCUAACAGAGUAUUAACCUUCUCCUCUCUCUGGUAUAACAAUACAAGUUUAGCCCAGAGAUAG